Messenger RNA from Penicillium pulvis, 1482 nucleotides. RefSeq names its product MFS transporter. The record is from RefSeq and is a predicted model, not a curated record. Gene Ontology annotation, molecular function: transmembrane transporter activity. Bases 1 to 1482 code for a protein of 493 amino acids. The transcript has a single exon. Gene Ontology annotation, biological process: transmembrane transport. NCBI's taxonomy places the organism in Eukaryota, Fungi, Ascomycota, Eurotiomycetes, Eurotiales, Aspergillaceae.
AUGGCGCACGAAGAUCCCGAGAAAGACACCAUAGCCGUCUCCGAGUGCAUCAGACAGGGCACAGACAGCUCAAAGUCAGGGGACGAUGAUGGCCUCAACUUAGUCCGUCAUGCCACUUGGGAUGAUGAUGAAGACCCUGCCAACCCUCAAAACUGGCCUUCCUCCAAAAAGAACUCUGUGGUCUUCACGGUGUCCUUCCUUGCCAGCAUAUCACCCCUGGCUUCCACGAUGACGGCCCCAGCCCUGCCCGCAAUCGCAAAGGAUCUCAAUAUUAGCUCCACACCUGAGCUUCAAUUCACAUUAUCGAUCUACGUUUUGGGUUACGCUAUUGGCCCACUCUUCUUAGCACCAUUGUCCGAGAUAUACGGGCGAGUCUGGGUCUCUCAGCUCAGCAAUCUAUGGUUUAUGAUCUUCAACCUACUCUGUGGAUUCGCAACAUCAACUCCACAGCUACUCGCCUUCCGCUUUCUAGCGGGAUUGGGUAGUUCCACCACGCUGAGUGUUGGAGCUGGUGUAUUGGGUGAUUGUUACCACCCAGGGAACAUGGGAUCUGCUGCAGCCCUCUACAGCGUGCUGCCAAUCAUAGGGCCUGUCGUUGGACCCAUUGUUGGAGGCUUCGUGACUCAAAACACAACAUGGCGAUGGAUUUUCUGGGCGAUCUCCAUUUGGGAUGCGGUGAUCCAGAUCAUCGCUUGCUUCGUUCUUCAGGAGACAUACAAGCCGAUCAUUCUAAGACAAAAAAACAAGCAACUGCAGAAAGCAAGCGGGUCUGAGCACGAUGUGUCUCAGGAUCCACCUUCCAUUCAUGUCUUGUUGCGACGAUUCGUUGGUCGCCCCUUGCAUCUUCUGGGAACUCAAUCACUAGUCCAAGCUCUAGCUCUAUACUUGGGAUUCUUGAAUGGGGUUUGUUACAUCGUCGAAACGACAUUUCCCACUCUUUGGACGAAGCGAUAUGGCCAACUUGCAUCCAUAGGAAGCUUACACUACAUUGCCCUCGGCAUUGGGGCCAUAGUAGGAGCGCAAGUAUGCUCCUCCGCCAACGACCACAUCUACCGAGCACUAUCAGCUCGCAAUGGAGGGAAAGGGUCUCCUGAUUUCCGUCUUCCAACAAUGCUCUUGGGAGCCAUUCUCGCUCCGAUCGGCUUGUUCUGGUACGGGUGGUCUGCUGAAAAGAGGCUCCACUGGAUUAUGCCCGAUAUUGGCGGUGCUAUAUACUAUGCUGGGUUUAUGAUGGGUCUAAUUAAUGUGCAUAUGUACGUGAUAGAUACCUAUGGGGACAACUCAGCAUCUGCUAUGGCAGCUGUUUCGUUGGUGCAGUCUCUGUUUGGUGCUAUAUUCCCCCUUUUCGGAGCGAAUCUUUAUACAGCUCUUGGGUAUGGAUGGGGCAAUAGCGUGAUGGGAUUUAUAAGUAUUGGUCUUGGGCUUCCUGCUCUUGCCUUAUUAUGGGUAUUUGGGGCUCGUUUGAGGAAGGAAAAUCAAUAG